AUGGACGAGUCGCCCGAUUCUCGUAAGGGUUACGUUCGCAAGGCCGGCACAGAACUUGAGCCACUUCCUCGGGCUCUAACGAAAGAGGAAACAGAAAACCUUGUGGAAUAUGUGCGGAAGGCUUGGGGAUAUGUUUGGCGCAAUGACCAAUGGGAGCUGGAGGUUGCUUCACCAGAUAGUACGUGGUACAUCAGACUUCUCCAAUGGUAG
Penicillium manginii is the source of this 210-nucleotide messenger RNA. RefSeq lists its product as uncharacterized. The coding region runs from base 1 to 210 and encodes 69 amino acids. Lineage: Eukaryota; Fungi; Ascomycota; Eurotiomycetes; Eurotiales; Aspergillaceae. The record is from RefSeq and is a predicted model, not a curated record. The transcript has a single exon.